Hibiscus syriacus is the source of this 1905-nucleotide messenger RNA. Its product is annotated as IRK-interacting protein-like. Gene Ontology annotation, biological process: protein folding. The transcript has 2 exons. Bases 126 to 1874 code for a protein of 582 amino acids. Lineage: Eukaryota; Viridiplantae; Streptophyta; Magnoliopsida; Malvales; Malvaceae. The record is from RefSeq and is a predicted model, not a curated record.
UUAAAUACCCACCUUCUAAUCCUCUUUCUUCUUGUUUUUCUUUCUCUAUUGAGAAGAGGGUAAAUAAAAUUCAUCAUUGGGUUUACUUUAUUACAUGCAGUGGUGCUCUGUUUCAUCUUCUGUUAAUGGCUGCUGCCCAAAUCUUUCGAAACAAAGAGAGUGAUGAAAAGGGUAACAACGAAGCUAGCAGGAAAGAGAUACAGGCCGCCAUUGCCAAGGCCGUGGAGCUUAGAGCUUUGCAUGCAGCUUUGGUGAUGGGGAACAACAACAGCCCUUCAAAUAAAAAAUACGCUUCUUUUUCAUCUCCCGUUUCUCGCCCUGCUGCUCAAGAGUACCCUGUUUUCACUCCUAGCUACGGAGGUGAAGCAUUAUCGAGAUACCAUACAAAUAACCAAGUUUUAUCUGAAAUUUGGGAUGAGUGUGGCUUGGAAGCAGGAAAUGACACUGAAACUGUUUUAUCAGAUUAUAAGAAAGAGAUUUCCGGUUCGAGGAAAUGUCUCUCUCCGGCUAUGCCCGCCUUCGAAUCGCUUGUUUUUCCGGCAGAAGAUCAAAUGUCCGUUACCGGUUCUUGUGCAAACCACAUCACUGUCCUACAAGCAUCUCCGGGAACUGAAUUCUACAAGUCCACUAGGAGUAGGAGAAACAGUUUGGGGGAUUUCAAGUCAUUGUCAUCUUGCAAUCGAUGCAAGCCAUCCGUUAUAGCGGCCGAGUCCGAACACGUCGUUAGGAACACCAAGAAUUCGAAUACGGUGGUGCCACUAACAUACUCCCACUCUUCUGUUCAACCGAAACCGAGGAACCGAGGGGUGAUUUCGUGGUUAUUCCCCAAGUUGAAGAAGAAACACAAGAACGAGAAAUCGCCGACUCGAACAGAAUCGGGGGAUGUUUCACAAAUAUUCAAGGAAUUUGGCAUGUUAUCGAUUGAAAAAUUGAAGAGAGAGCUGAAUGAAGCAAAUGAGAAUAGGGAUGCCGCAUUGAUGGAAGUUGUUGAGAUGAGAUCUUCACUAGGUGACCUCAAGCAGAAGCUGGAGUACUUAGAAACCUAUUGUGAAGAGCUGAAGAAAGCCUUAAGGAAAGCAACACAAACAAAGGGUUCUCAAAUCAAUGAAAAGCUCGGGAAAGGGAAAUCCAUCAGCGGCGACGGAGAAGACCUGAUGCCGGUCGGCGAAGAGGUAAUGGUAGAGGGUUUCUUGCAGAUAGUAUCCGAAGCGAGAUUAUCGGUGAAACAAUUCUGCAAGACGCUUGUUGCUCAAGCUGAAGAGAGUGGCAGUACUUUAAUGGACAACCUGAACUCACUUCUCCAACCAUAUAAACUCUCGUUGAAUUCGAAGUACUCGAAGGCGGUAUCAUACCAUUUGGAAGCAAUCAUAAACCAAUCACUCUACCAAGAUUUCGAGAACUCCGUGUUUCAGAAAAACGGAUCCCCGAAGCUCUUGGACCCUCAACAAGAUCGCCAAGCGCAGUUUUCGUCUUUCGCUGCACUAAGAAACCUCAGUUGGAACGAAGUGCUGAGGAAAGGGACUAAAUACUACAGUGAGGAAUUCAGUAAGUUCUGUGAUCAGAAGAUGAGUUUGAUCCUUUCGACACUGAAUUGGACGAGACCGUGGCCGGAACAACUGCUUCAAGCCUUCUUUGUUGCUGCAAAAUGCAUAUGGCUGCUCCAUUUACUGGCAUUCUCAUUCAAUCCACCAUUGGGGAUCUUAAGGAUCGAAGAAAAUCGAACCUUUGAUCCACAUUACAUGGAGGAUAUGUUCAUGGAAAGGCAGAAGUCGCAUGGACCGAGUCGGGUUAAGAUCAUGGCGAUGCCGGGAUUCUAUGUUCAGGGAAGGGUUUUAAGGUGUAAGGUGAUUUGCAGAUAUAAAAAUGUAGCUUAAAUUCUUUUCUGAUAUGGUUCUUUCAAGGGCA